UUUUUCAUUACUUGGGGGGUUAUUGGAUGUUGGUAUAAUGCGCACGUUGUAGUUUGACAGAUUUGUCAAAUUUGACAACUGUAAAUAAAUAGCUUAAAAAAGUUGCAUUAAAGUUAAAACAUUCCUGAGUGAGCAAAAUGUCUCACAUGGACAGUUCUUUGAGUGACGAAGACCUAGACGAGGGUCAGUCUGAAGUGAAGCGAAUAAGGUACGAUUCAAAAAUUUACAAUGUGAGUCGAAGGUUUGAGAAGCACCAAAGACCGCGCCGGACACGGCUUGCAAGUCGAGACAGUCACUCUUUUCACGUGAAAGAGAGCAAUUUGCAAGGUCUUAUUUUUGAUAAUGGGGCUCAUACGAUCAAAAUCAACUAUUCGUUUGAAGAGGAGCCAAAAAUCAUUCCAAAUUGUAUCAUGAAAGCAAAGUCGGAGCGAAAACGGUUAUUUAUUGGAAGCCAGAUUGAUGAAUGUAGGGACUGUUCCGGUUUGUUUUACUUAAUACCUAGUGAGCGGGGGUAUAUAACAAAGUGGGAUGUGCAAAAACCGAUAUGGGAUUUUGUGCUUAGCAAAAAUGUUUGUCCUGUGAAUAACUAUCCUGUGAUAAUGACACAACCCUUGUUUAACUUCAAAUCGAUUCAAGAUUGUAUUGAUGAGAUAUUUUUUGAAGAGUAUGAAGUCUCAUCCAUGUUCAGAUUAAAUCCCACCGACCUUGCAGUAUUACAGUACCACAAAGAAAUUGGGGCAAAACCUCCGUGUAUUAUAGUUGAUUCAGGGUAUAGUUUCACACAUGUAAUUCCGUAUCUAGAAGGUAAAAAAUAUCUGAAAGGUGUGAGAAGGAUAAAUGUUGGGGGGAAACUGUUAACUAACCAUUUGAAAGACAUAAUAUCAUAUCGCCAGUACCACGUAAUGGAGGAGACUUUCGUAAUCAACCAAGUGAAAGAAGACACUUGUUACGUGUCUCAAGACUUCAAAAGCGACCUAAAAGCUGCAGAGCUCCCUCCCAGCAAAAACCACAUUAUUCGAAAUUAUGUGCUGCCCGAUUUUAAUAAUAUCAGGAGGGGGUACAUCCAAGAUCGGGACCAAAAAGACGAAAUUGCAGAAAAUUGCCAAAUUCUUCGUCUAAACAACGAGCGAUUUACCGUUCCCGAGAUUUUGUUCCACCCUUCGGACAUUGGCAUCAAAAGCAUAGGAAUUGCAGAAGCAGUUUGUAAAUCGAUUUUUUCGUGUCCUUUGAGUUUCCAGAAAGAUUUAGCCAAGAAUAUUGUUUGUAUUGGCGGGAGCACAAAAUUUGACGGGUUCAGGGAUAGGUUGUUUAAUGAAGUCAGGAGCAUGAUUCCAGCGUCGUGGGAAGUUAACGUUUACCAACCGUCAGACCCGAUUACGUACAACUGGAUGGGUGGUAAAGUGCUUUUGAAGGAUCCUGAGUUUAAAUCAAAGUUAGUGACGAAACAGGAAUACGAGGAAUGUGGAAUGAGCGCCAUCCAGGAAAAGUUCAAUCAGUGGUCUAUCAUUGAUAUAGAAGAGACCGUCCAGUCAAAGCCAAAGAUAGAGCCAGUUAGUUACAUUGACCACUUAAAGAAAUACGAUGUGUUUGGUAAAGGCAUUGUGUCCGAAGAGUCGAGCGAAAAUAACGAGAAGAAAAACGAAAAUCCUGAGGAAUCGCGAAAAUGUGAGGAAGAAAUUGAUGUUUCGAGUAAAAACGACGGGGAGGAGAAACUGAACUUGACCGAUGACGAUAAGUUUAAAGUUGUGAAAAUGAUUAAAAAAAGCACGCGAAGUGGCACAGCUCCCAUGAUAUAUUCUGUUAAGAUUGUUUCCUCUGUUUCAAAAGCGAAUUGAAUAAACGAAUUGAUUUUUA
This is a messenger RNA of Tribolium castaneum (red flour beetle), 1854 nucleotides long. RefSeq names its product Actin-related protein 6 (gene Arp6). The transcript is spliced from 6 exons. The record is from RefSeq and is a predicted model, not a curated record. Gene Ontology annotation, cellular component: Swr1 complex. The coding region runs from base 138 to 1835 and encodes 565 amino acids. NCBI's taxonomy places the organism in Eukaryota, Metazoa, Arthropoda, Insecta, Coleoptera, Tenebrionidae. Gene Ontology annotation, molecular function: nucleosome binding.